AUGGGUGAAAGUGGAUUUUGGGUGAAUCUUGAUUUAUUUAUUGAUCGCCAAAAUGAGGCUUUGGAUAAUUGGUUGGGGGGAAAGGCAAUUUCUCUCAAUUCCCCCCAAGAACCCGAAGAACCCAAGAAACGUGAAAGUAAACCCCUGCUUGAGGUUCAAGAGUCAUCAGAUUUGGGUGAAAAUCCAACAAUCCAUUCAAUGAAAGUCCUAACAUCAGCAAUUUUGGCAACACGAAAGAAAAAACCACGGAGAAGCAUCGUUAAAAGUCUUCUGUCUCCGACCAAAACCACAAGUAAUACCAAGAGGAAGCGUAAAAUCAAGAAGUACAAGUACUACAGAUUGAAAAGAUUUUGCCACAAGAAGAAAUCCUUUCAGGAGGAAGAGAAUCUGGUGGUUGGACCAAUUGUCGAUUGCAGCUUCAAUUUACCACGUGUGAGUAGUCAAUUGGAAAGACUGAUGGGAACAAAUGUUGUGCGCCUCACGGAUCGGAAAUAUAUGCAAGAACUUCGGAAGAGGAUCAGGGAGGACUACAAUAUUGUUCUGCAGAAGCGUAUUGCUCAGAGGGAGGCUAAAGAAAUAGAAAGAACACGAAAUCUCUUCAUCGAAGGAUAUGCCGGAAAUAACUCUAAUAGCACAGAAGGUGGUCCUCCCGUGGUUAUAAUUAGCAAACAAACCCACAGUGAUAUGGCAAGGAGACGUGCAAAACUCAAAACCGUUCGCGAGAGAAACGCCGAAAGGCUUGUUCGACAGGGAAUCAAAUGGGAAAAGGAGCGACUCAGUAAUAUUGAAAUUGAACGACAGAAGCAAAUUGAGGCACAGAAGAAGCGGGAAGAGGAACUGAUGAUAGGACAUGAGGAGCGUUAUGCUAAAGUUGGACAAAAUACGAGGAUUCAGAUACAGACUGAUAAGGGAUGUCGAGACGAUGUGGUUGAUGAUUUCUCCGACUUCGAUAAAUUUGACCAUGAAGACCUGUCGAGUGGCGUUAACAGUGACACAGACAGCAAUGAUUCUAAAGAGUUGGAUGUUGAUGACGCAAAUGUACCUGAAAUUGUUGGAACAUCCCACGAAAUGGAAACCACGAAGAAAGCUGAAGCAUUUGAGCAUUUACAGUAUGAGGAUCCAGCCAUAACAUUGCUGAAAUCAACCGAUAAUGUAGAUGACCUUUAUGCCCUAGCAGAUGAAAUCAUAAGUGGAAGCUAUGCGAAAUACAAUGGCAACAGAAAUGGAGAUUAGUAUUAGUAUUGGUUCUCAUUAAUUAAAAAUGAUAGUAUGGUUAUGGUAGAAGUCUCUUAAGGAAUUUAAAAGCUCUUCCAUUUAAUGGAAAAAUAUUAUGAAAUUGCAGUUAUUUGCUGUCAUCAUCAAAAAGAAUGUCCUCUGGAAAAUGUUUCAUAUAUAAUAAAAUAUUUUCAAUUCAAAAGUUAUAUAAUAUUCUUCAGCACUUAUAGAAGAAGAAUCACUCUUGCAUAAUUUUCAUUCAAUUUCCGAGUGCGCUUUCUCAUUAAAUAAGUUUGAACAGAAUAAGUAAUUUAGCAACACUUCGAAAAUUGCGACUAAACUAUGGCACAUCAAUUUUAUUAUAAUAAUUUGUCGCACUUAAUAACACUUCAAAAUUAAUUAAACAUACAAGGUUGCAUACAUAAUAAUCAGUUCAGUAUAUUGCGCCCUGUAUUGAACAAAAUGAAAGAGGAUUUAACCCAAAUUCAUAGAAUUUAUACCAAGGGCUGAUAAAAUUCUGCAAAAUUGCAUUGCAUCCACAAGGAAUUAUCUUAUGUGAGCAUUUGAGCAAAUAUUUUAUCAUUAAAUCCUCAUUUGAAGUGCAAAACAAUUCCAUUGCAUUAUUUAAUAGUUUGUAUCUUUUACCGAGAAGUGAUGAUAACAUCAUUAGAGUGGGUGUCACAUGGAGAAUUGGGAGAUUCUUGGAAGUGUACUAUGGAGUUUCUGGGAAUUUUCACAUCCUCAAUCUCACAAGAAUGCUCAAUUCCUUUUACACAAAAUGUUAUCAUAUACGUCGUUUACCUCAAAUGCUUGCAACCUCUCGUGAAAAGCUACAAGUUUCCUUCCCGCAACAUUUGCUCCACGUUUUCUCCAUUGUCAUUUCCGUCGGGGAAAAGCAUAAAUUUAUGAUCUUUCUUGAUAACAAAAGGAACAUAAAUUGCUGUUUAUCGCUUAAAAAUAGCACCUUUUAAAUGUUUGUUUUCCAACAUGAAUAUUAAAUGUAAUUUGCCACAUGUGAUAUCAUUACAAAAUUAAAUUUCAGUGCAAGAAUUCAGAUAAUUGCAACUAACUUUACUUACUAAUUCCAAGCCUAAGGUUUAUGUGAAUUAAUUGUGAUUCAUAAUAUUAUAUUUGCUCACACAGAGAUUAUAUGGCUCAUAACUGGUGAGUAGAUAGGAUUUUCUUCAACUUAUGUUUGAUGAAGUUCAGAAGUUAUUUAAACAAAUUAUAAUUUAUUGCAAUUUACUCUAUAUAGAGCGAAAAUUCUCAUUUGAGUUUUUGAUGCAUAUAAAAUUAAAAUUUGUGAUAUUUAUCUCUAGCACUGAGUUAUUACUCAAAGUAAACUUAAAUGGAGGGAGAGGGUGGACCGUGGAGAUUAGAUGCAUCUGGCUUAAUAUAAUAUUUGGGAUUUGUUUAUCUUCUGUAACCAAUUGAUUCUGAAUUUUUGUAACAGACUGGGGUCACUAUCAGAGAUACUGAAAAUUGUAGUUUUCAACCGUCUGAGUUAAAACCCUGGGUCUGCCAAUAACGUUUUUCAGAUGUACCUGUGCCUUCAUCACUAGAAAUUCUGGCGAUUUUAUGUAUAUCCUGUUGUAAUAUCCUAAAAUAUCUGUGUACGAUUUCCCUUCAUUUAACUUGUUGUAACACGCCAUUUUAACCUAAAGUAUAAAAUAACAACAAAUGGAUUACUUUUCAUUACUUUUAUACGCUUAACCCUUUAAGGACGAUUGGAACAUCGGUGUCCCAUAAAGAAAAUAAUUUUUCCUGACUACCUAAAGUUAUUUUUUUCUUAUGUCUGUAUACAUAAUUGUAAAAUAGAAGGUUGAAGAAAUCUAUAAUAUUUUUUGCAAGUCUGUAGCUAUUUGCCUUUAUAGUAAAUAGGGUAAGUUGCAUAAAUUGGAACAAUUUCCAGAGGCUCGAACUUUGAUACAAGAUUAAAGACAUUAUAAAUACAUUUUUCCCUGAUGACAUACAUAAAUUUGCUCCUUGAUUCUUCUAGAAUAUUACCGUUUCAUGGAAAUUCUUGAAAAACAGUUUGAAAAGUUCUUAAAUACAAGAAAAAUACGUGAGUGCAAAACAAUAUAAUUUGGACAGGGUGGGACAAGUUGGACGUGGGAAUUUGGACAAUGCGUAGGGGAAGGUUGUGCAAGUUUCAAGAUUUUUUACUGAAUGCCAUACACACUGAAUCAAUUGUACCACUAGGGUAAAGUGUAUAAUUAAAAAGUAAAAAACAUUAAGGCUUAGAUAUAUAU
Molecule: messenger RNA, 3467 nt
Organism: Phlebotomus papatasi
Lineage: Eukaryota; Metazoa; Arthropoda; Insecta; Diptera; Psychodidae
Exons: 6
Coding region: 1-1233 (410 amino acids)
Source: RefSeq, a predicted model, not a curated record